GCUAGCACCAGACACAAAGGGACUCAAGCCCUCACAAACGAGUUCAGGCACCGGUGGGCCCACAAUAUUUCAUCGGAAUGAUCUUUUUCUUUCCCAUCCCAUAACCACCAAAGCCAGAGCGACCACCUCUCCUCCAACAUAUACCACCCACCCACCUCGGUACCUAGCCACAAGACCUGCAUGCGAUUAUUUCCCUGGCCUCUAGCAGGUGCGCAUCUCUCAACAUCUUGGUCUAGCCCCUUGUUACCUCGCUCGAGAGUUCCCUCAGCUCGACGACUUCGAGGGAUACGCCUCCAGCCUUGGGCGAUAUCACCUUGACCUCACCUCGGUCUCAACCACCGCAAAACAGUCACCCAGCACUACUGAAGCCCCCUUGACUGUCACCACUGGUUAGCUCGAGCGUGCUUGAAGCAAUGUUCUACAGUCACGAGAUUCUAACCAGCCAUCAGCAUGGCGUCGCAACGGUCUGGGUCCUGGCUACGCUGGGCCAGAACUGUGGUGGCCGACGGAUCUCGCGGAAGGCAAUCCAAGAAGUCGAUGUUCCCAAGGCCUGCAUGACCAUCGACAACCCUCCGGGAGCCCCAAUCGCACUCCGUCUCCAGGCUAGUCUGCUGUAUGGUGUCUCUCGUGCGUACUCUCAGCAAUACGACUACCUUCUGGGCGAUGCAGAGAAGGCGCGGCUGGGAAUAUCCAUCUUGUUCAGGAACAUGGCGUUGUCCGACACUCUGGAUCCAAACGCUGGAAAGGCAAAGAGGAAGCAACUGAUACUUGCGGACGAUCCCAACUUCCACAUCGGCAACUUCGACCUCCCUCGCUUCGAACUCGAUGAGAUGGGAGAUGCCGCCCUACCCAACGGCACUCAGCAGACAGCCAAUCUGUACUCUCAGCUGUCUCCGUAUGGAAGGUCUAGAUCCGGGUCAUCUGGUGGGCGAAGCUCAAUGCGCUUAGAUCUGGAUCACGACUCGUUCCUCGGCGGUUACGGUCUGGAUUCCCCGUUUGCUGGCGGAAGCUCGGCGCAGAAGCCGCGAGUAGAUCUCGACCCGUUUGCUGAAGAGGAGCCUAUACACUUUGACGAUGACCUGUUUACGAUCGAUGCCGACGGAAACAUUGUCGAUCUCCGUCCGCCCAAGCCAGCCGAGGUAGAUGUGCCCGAGGUCCCACAGCCAGAUUUGGGUGGCCCAUCCGCUCAGCAGCAAGAUGCCACCGCGCCUGUGGUCCCCGAAGACGAGCAGCCGCUUAUUCUAGAGGACCAGCCGCUGCCAGACGCGGAGGCUCUACCUGCCCGCCAAGAUCGUCAGGACCAAGACGAGCAGGAUAUUGAGCAGCAGCAGGAGAUUAUCGCCGCUGCCGCUCCAGCUCGACGGCGGGGAAGAAAACGACGAGUCAUCGCGCCGGACCGGGAUACCAAGAUCAGCAGGAACGAGUACAGAAUGUGGUACACCGACUACAUGAAGCGGAUGGAGGAAGAGCAGGUGCAGAUCAACGGCCGCCGUGAGCCUGUCACCAAGGAGCAGGCCAGGAAGGAAGCCUACCACAGACUCUUUGGCCGUGGGAUAGGUGGCUUUGGCUGGGACUUUGGUCUCCCUAACUUCGUUCACCCGCUCACCGAUAUGUUCUCCGGAGAGGGUCUCCAGCGUACUUUGUUCGGACAGGUGCUCGGUCAGCCAUCCGAACCUGAGCCACGAGGCGGCCGAUGCAGAUCCGCGUCACAGGCGUUCGGAGCGGAUGCAGAGGAAGAGGAGGGGCGUCGGGUGCGACAGCGAUCGGACGAGGAUCAGCUUGUCCAGCCUCGGGACGGACUCGGCCCAAGUCAGCUCGAGGGUGGCACACAACUGCUGCCCGAGGACGCAGAGCCUCCGUCAGAGGUCGGCCGAGAGAUUGGCCAUGCCCUCUCGGACCAGCCGUCUAUGCCAUGGCAUCGCCAGUCUUCUGUCGUCCCGGGAUCGUCCCUGAAGGGGAGCAGCGCCAGACGAAGCGUUCUGCCCGGCGGCGGCCCUGCCAACGUCUCCGAGAGCCCGCUACAGCACCGCGGGAGCAUGGUCCAGGGCAUCGAGCGCUUCAGCGACCACGUGGGCUCCGACGGGCCAAGCCUCGGCGGCGGCGGCGAGAGCGGCUUUGGAUCUGCCGACAAGGGCUGGCUGCCCGAUCACGACGAGCAAGACAGCGGCAACCUCGGCUCCGAGGGCGCGGCCAGCAUGGAGGGCCGGAGGUUCCUCGACUUCCUGCGGGGCGAGGCGAACAAGACGGGCAGCUCGCGCGGCGACGACGAGGACCAAGGGCUGCUGUGGGUUGAUUUCGACCAGGUCGUCCAACCCCUUCCCGGAACCCAGUCCGUCGCGGCACACGCAUUCUACCAGGUCCUCUGCCUCACCACCGGAAGAGUACUCAAGGUCGAUCAGGACGGGCGGGACACCAACGAGCCUUUCAAGCCCAUCCGUAUUGGCGUGCCGAUGGCUAGCCACGGCCACGAAGACCAGGACGGAGAUGAAUAGCGGUAAUGACGGCACGGCGGGCUCCUUCCUCUGG
This is a messenger RNA of Gaeumannomyces tritici R3-111a-1, 2526 nucleotides long. RefSeq lists its product as hypothetical. The transcript is spliced from 4 exons. Lineage: Eukaryota; Fungi; Ascomycota; Sordariomycetes; Magnaporthales; Magnaporthaceae. Gene Ontology annotation, biological process: replication-born double-strand break repair via sister chromatid exchange; synaptonemal complex assembly; mitotic sister chromatid cohesion. Gene Ontology annotation, cellular component: synaptonemal complex; cohesin complex. Gene Ontology annotation, molecular function: chromatin binding; protein binding. The record is from RefSeq and is a predicted model, not a curated record. The coding region runs from base 414 to 2492 and encodes 692 amino acids.